AUGUACUCUCUUAAAACAAAGAGAGACAUGCAACAGUUGAAUUGGCAGUACAAGGUAAGUAGAAUGUCGGACGAUAGACUACCAGCCAUGGUUGACAAGGCAGCUUGGGGAAAAGCGACUCCAGGGAAGAAAGGAAUCAGAUGGGACAAGGUGGUAGAGAGGGUUUGGAAGGAGAUAGGAGACGAGGAGGAGACAUUGGACACGGAAGGGUUUGGGGGGUUCAAGAAGAAAGUCAAGGAAAUGCUAGAAAGUAGGGAGGAGGCAACCCUUCGGAAGAAGGUACGAAGCGAAGACCACUUGGAGACAUACGGGAAGUUGAAAGAAGGGAUAGGGAUGAAGAGUUACGUGGACGGCCCCAUGGACUACGCAAAAAAACUGAAGUUGCAAUUUCGAGUAGGCGAUCUGGACUUGCCAGAACGGAGGAAGAGGUACAGCAGCCGUAGGAGAGAGGAAGAGGAGGAUAGACAGACAUGUCCAUGUGGCAAAUCGGAGGAGAGUAGACCCCACAUAGUUGCGGAGUGUGAGCUGUACAGGAAGGAAAGAGAGGAUCUCGAGGAGGACAUGAGACAGAGAGGGUGUGACAUGGACAAGUUUGGUAAAUUAGACAACAGCGAAAAACGAUCGCGGUAA
This is a messenger RNA of Ectocarpus sp. CCAP 1310/34, 630 nucleotides long. The record is from the annotation of a GenBank genome assembly. NCBI's taxonomy places the organism in Eukaryota, Phaeophyceae, Ectocarpales, Ectocarpaceae.